AAUGAAAUUUUCCACACCUGGAAGUUCACCUGAAGGUUAGACGGGCUCCCGCUCCUCCAUAGAGCCAAUCUGUCUCACUUUUUAAACAUUUUAUUUUUCACCUUAUUGAUAAACAAAAAUGAUAUCAAGAAGACAGCUGAGUUGGCAGAAGUUGAGUGUUUUCUUCACAGUGCUUCCUUGCUGCUGGAGUUUGCAAGUGUCUAUUCAAAACAAGGAAUACAAAGUCACCAAGGGGGGAGAAGUGGCAUUGGUCUGUUCUUUUAUCCCUGCUGCUCCUGUUGAGAGCAACUUUAUCCUCACAUGGGAUGCUCACCCAGAUGUUACUGGAGAUCCACUGAAACCUGUGGCCACCUACAUCCUGAACAAUCCAGUUAGAAUUUCACCCUCUUAUGAAGGCAGAGCCUCUGUGGAGGUUGACAUUCCUAAGGGAAAGAGCACGCUCCACUUAACAAAGGUGACAAUGCAGGACAAUCGUCAUUACCAGUGCAACAUCAGAAUACUCGAGGAUGAUGAAGGAACAACAGCUGCGUCCACCUUCCUUUUGGUUCUGGAACCUCCUUCUCAACCAGUCUGCACCCUUCAGGGAUCAGCAGAAUAUUUCCACAACAUCACACUCACCUGUAAGUCCCAGGAGGGCUCCCCUCAACCGGUCUAUCAGUGGGCAACCUACAGUGUGGAAAACAUUCCCAGAGAAUUUCCGCCAAAGACAACUCAAAAUAAUGGAGUUUUGUCACUCUUCAAUAUUUCAAGAGACUCAUCUGGGUUUUUCAUUUGCCUUUCAUCAAAUGAAAUUGGUUCUGCCAGCUGCAACUUUACCCUAGCUGUGAUGCCAAGCAGUAUGAAACUUGGGUCUACUGCAGGCAUAAUUGGAGGAGUCGUUGCAGGUAUAGUGGUUCUGGGGAUUAUCAUUUUCUGCGGCUGCUGCAGGAAGAAGGGAAAAAGCAAAGAAAAUGCUGAAGAUUCUCCUAAGGAUAUGGUGUUUUAUGACAAAGAUGGUCUGGAGUCUGGAGAGCCGUACUUGGAUGAUAGGUCAAAGAUUGAGAAAAAUCUGGUUGAGCAGUUUGAAGACAAAUAUGUUGCUCAUCAAAGCCAAGAUAGCAUACUGAUACAAAAGGAUGAGGAUGAUCAAAAUAGUUACAUUAGUAGUAAAAAGAUACAUGAUGAGAAGGGCAGUGAUCUUGGUUCUCAUCAGUAUCAGGAAGAGCAACAGAAACACUGCCACAGAAGUCAAGAUCGCCGUGAUGAUCACGGUGACCAUUAUGGAAGUCGAGAUUGCCUGGAAGAUCGCCGGGAUUACUAUGGAAGUCGAGAUCGCCUUGAAGGCCAUCGGGAUCACUAUGGAAGUCGAGAUCGCCUUGAAGACCGCCGUGAUCACUAUGGAAGUCGAGAUUGCCUUGACAACCGCCGGGAUCACUAUGGAAGUCGAGACCGCCUUGAAGACAGCCGGGAUCACUAUGGAAGUCGAGAUCGCCUUGAAGACCGCCGUGAUCACUAUGGAAGUCGAGAUUGCCUUGACAACCGCCGGGAUCACUAUGGAAGUCGAGACCGCCUUGAAGACAGCCGGGAUCACUAUGGAAGUCGAGACCGCCUUGAUGACCGCCAUGAUCACUAUGGAAGUCGAGACCGCCUUGAAGACAGCCGUGAUCACUAUGGAAGUCGAGAUUGCCUUGACAACCGCCGGGAUCACUAUGGAAGUCGAGACCGCCUUGAAGACAGCCGGGAUCACUAUGGAAGUCGAGACCGCCUUGAUGACCGCCAUGAUCACUAUGGAAGUAGAGAUCGCCUUGAUGACCGCCACCACUACGGAAGUCGUGAUCAUCUUGACAACCGUCAUGAUCGCUAUGGAAGUCAAGAUCAUCUAGAAUCUAGAUGAUUGAUGAAACCAUCUUAGGGUCAACACAAGAAUUACCAAUGUUCAGUUUGACUUACUGAAUGGUUUAUUAGAAGCUGAAAAAUCUUUCAACAUUUGCUACAUGCAGUUAAGUUUAAAGUCUUGAAAAAAAAUUAGGAUGGAUGGAUGGAUGGAUGGAUGGAUGGAUGGAUGGACGGACGGACGGACGGAUGGAUGGAUUGAUUGAUUGAUUCCAGUGUGUUAAAAACUUGAUUUGUAAACUAAUAAUUACAGGUAAAUUUGUGUUGCAGCUCUUUGUGUUCAUUGCCAUUCUGCUAUGAAAUGUACUGCAUUAUAAUUGACCAUUUUAAAUAUUUUAGGCGUUUUUUGUGUUCAUGGUUUUGCAUUAAAUGUCCUAUUUGGGGUGUAAAUAAAGAACUUUUAUAUUGAUGCAGCCUGAGGAAGUUGAGGAAGUUUGCAGCCGCAAACAAAACGUAGCGGGAAAACAGGUAACAAAACUGUUCUGUGUUUUAAAAAAAACUACAGCAUAGCUUGUCCAGUGUUAGCUGUUGGUUCCUUGUGUGUGUGUGCUGUGUUUUUAUUGGGCUGUUCCUUGUGCUCGUGUAAUCAUCCUGCUUAUCCAUUAAAGGAUUUAUUUACUACUUUA
Nothobranchius furzeri (turquoise killifish) is the source of this 2498-nucleotide messenger RNA. Its product is annotated as V-set and immunoglobulin domain-containing protein 1. NCBI's taxonomy places the organism in Eukaryota, Metazoa, Chordata, Actinopteri, Cyprinodontiformes, Nothobranchiidae. The record is from RefSeq and is a predicted model, not a curated record. Gene Ontology annotation, cellular component: plasma membrane.